Effrenium voratum is the source of this 2202-nucleotide messenger RNA. Lineage: Eukaryota; Dinophyceae; Suessiales; Symbiodiniaceae. The record is from the annotation of a GenBank genome assembly.
AUGGAGUGGGAGCAGCAGGCCGUCAUCCGGCUGUCUCCCGACUUCGAUGUGACCAGCCACGCCGAGUGCCGCCGCGCCGUGCUCGCGUGGCUCGCACAGCAGUCCAUGGAAGCAAAGAUGAAGAUUGGCCGCUCAGCUGGUGAGCACGUGGCAGUGUAUGCGUAUUGCCAAACGCAUAAAGACUGUCCUCGCAAGUGGCGUCAUAUCUUCCAACUCACAGAAGACGGCGCCAAGGAGCACAUCGUCCACGUCAACGGCAACCACGCCACGGAGCCCAGGCUGGUUCGAGGCACUGCAGUGGCAGUGCGUCGGCAGGCAGACGCAUUGACCGAAGCCAACACGCCAAUGCAGGCCAUGGUGCAGCUGGCGGCGCAAGGUGCAGAGAUGGAGACUUGGCCCUGCACAGCAGCCUUGGUGCAAUCUCGCCGGCGAGCCGUGCGGAAAAAGAGCGCGUCGGCAGAGUUCGGUGGAGGCACUGGCUUGGGUCAGUGGCUGGAGCACUUGCGCAAGAUCAACGAGGAUGGGAGCGUCUGGAGCACCGUGGUGCGCGAGGACGGAUGCGGCAUCGUCACCUGCCAGAAGUUCGCCGACGCUGCUGCAGCGAUGAUUGCUCAAGCUCGCGGCGGAGACCAUGACUACCUUGUCGGCGUGCAUGACUGCACGUACAAGGUCUUUUCCAGCGAUUGGGGCCUGUGGAAGUUCUGCUUGUGCGCGAAAAAGUACGACCGCGAAGGUAUUCCUCGAACCACUUUGGUGCAAGUAGGCUUGGGCUUUGUGCCCAAAGAAGGGCAAGAGCACAUGCUCACGGUGCUGCACCUCAUGAAGGUGUCAUCCAUCAUGAGGCGCGCCGGCUCCAAGAAAGAGGUGCGGGCAAUGGUGGCGGCAAACAUGCAGUUUGCGCUGAGUGCUCUGGGAUUCUCCAGGCCUUUGUUCAGCCUUUACAUUGACAGCCUCUUAGUGAGGUUAGUCGAGCUCGGAGAGCUGGACCUGGCGGCCUAUCUGCAGAAAGACGUGGUGGAAAAGGUGACUGUCGAAGGGAAAGAGAUGUGGACUUCGGCCUGCUGCUGCUUCAUCUCGCUGCUGGGGACUUCCGUGAAGUUCCAGUCCCACGAAGCGAAUCCUGGGAUGACUUCCACCACCAUUUCCCAAUCGCUCGAAGCUUCCUGGCAUCACAUGAAGAAGCUCUUGCCUGGCAACGUGGCAAAAAUGCCUGCUACAGAUGCUUUGAACCACAUCCUCAAAGCUACGGAGGCAAAGUUGGGCGCGGAUGACGCCGCCGCGAAGCAGCUCAAGCUCAAGCUGGGCGGUAUCUCUAGCCGCCUGGUCAGCGGCGAAGCCAUCUUCACGGUCGGCGACGUCCGUCAAGCAUUUGUGCUCCCAGUCACAAAUGCCUCCAUGGUGGUGGACGAUGAUGUGGCUUGCUGCAUGGUGUCCCUGCUACGGCUCUGCGACUCUUCCGUGGCAGUGCAGAAGCACUUGGAGAAGUCGCCCGGCAUGUGGCACGAAGAGGCGGGGCGCUUGUCCCUCACCAAAGUCAAGGAAAUCUUGGCCAACGUGUGUGUAGUCACGCUAGUUGCUGGGCCUGAAGAAGUCCUCGACCGUCUCCGAUGCAGCUGUCUCUACUUUGCGAAGACUUCGAGAUGCAGCCACAUGGCUUUCGCAGCUUUCCUUCUGGGCCACCACAACGACUACUUCCAGGACCUGAUUGACUUUACCAGGAAAGAUGCUCCUAAACAGCCCCCUUCAGCCUGUGUCAAGCUGACCAGGAAAAAAUACAGCCGAGCUGCCAUUCCAUCAGCCGCUGCCUGGAAGCGCAUGGCCACGAUCUGCGCAGAAGCUUCUGAGAAGUACAACAAGCGACGAAAGACCGACAAGGGUGAAGCGCAAGCAGCUAUGGAAACGACACCGACCAAGCAGGAGCUAGCGGCGGGAAAGAACAAGGAUCCCCGCGCGCUAAGCUUGGAGACAAUCAGGGACAAGCUCGGAGCAAAGGAUUUCCACAGCAACUUUUCAGGAAUGCAUCUUUGCAUCAAGCAUGCUGUGACAGUCCAAGAAGCCAAGGAGCACGGGCUCGGAAAGAUGAUCCUUGGCCUCAAGCACAAGACCACUAGCGCUCCCACCAAGGCGCUCGCAAACCAGCUCUUGCAAGCAUGGGUGGUGGAGACGCGUGCGUCCGCUUCUUCGGCCAAAUCUAGCAGCUGA